CUCGCGCGGGGUAUGCUGGGAAGGAUCGCAGUCUCCAACCUGCCACCGUCUGCCAUAGACACAGCUGCCAGGGCCUAACCUCUGCUUACACUGUCACCAUAGGAAACUGAGUUGAGAAACACCGGAUAUGCAUCAAGAAUGGCUCCUCUGCCUGUGGGUGGUUGGUCUAUUAUCAACCAGGACUCAUGCCUGGGGAGAGCCCUACGACCGCCUCACGGAGGGGCUCCUUAGGCAGGUGAUGACACGUUUGGAUGCCGCUGGCCUUCCCGAAAUGCCCGAUGAAGAUAUGGGCACCGAUGACUUCGUCGAAAGGACACAGCACCGUACAGUGGCAGACGAAGACCUACUGGACCGUUAUCGCAAGGAGGGCGAUAUCCUUGGUGGUCCAUCUAUUCGUGACCAAGAGUACUUGCAGCACAGCUCCCUGUGGGGACAUCAAUAUGUUGCGGGUGGUGCAGGAGAGGGCGUGCAGCGGCUCAAGCCUGAUGGCAGCGCGAAGAACGUACAAGUUGUGAAGACAGAUGCUGUUCUUCCAGCAUACUGCAACCCGCCCAACCCAUGUCCAAAGGGAUACACAAGUGAAGAUGGAUGCCUAGAAGAGUUUGAGAACAGUGCCUCGUUCAGCCGCGAAUACCAGUCAGCGCAGGAUUGCAUGUGUGAUUCUGAGCACAUGUUCGACUGCCCAGGGGCAACGAGAGAAAACGAGAUUGACGCUCUGGCUCGAUCAAUCCACAACCAGGGCAUGGUCUCUUCAGACGCCCUCGGACGCAUCGUAGAUCACAUGGACGCGCAUAAGGCGUCUCCGGUGGAGGGACAACACAAGUCUGUUAUGGCCAAGAAGUUCUUUAGAAAAGAGGACCAUGAGCGUUUGCAGAAGCAGAGGCUCGAAAACGAAGCCAAGAGAUGGGCGCAAUCUAGCAGAUUUGAGCGUAAUCCAUACCUGCAAGGUGAAAAGUUGCCAGUCGUCGCCAAGAAAGCGCCAGUGGCGCCACGCCUUUGAUUUCCGUUUCGAAUUGUAACGCCACAUGUACGCGCACCAUUCUAUACUAUAUACUCGCUCGUUCGCACGUAAAAUAAAGUUAAUACUCGUUAAUACCUGG
Molecule: messenger RNA, 1100 nt
Organism: Ornithodoros turicata
Lineage: Eukaryota; Metazoa; Arthropoda; Arachnida; Ixodida; Argasidae
Gene: 7B2
Product: neuroendocrine protein 7B2-like
Exons: 8
Coding region: 128-1000 (290 amino acids)
Biological process (GO): neuropeptide signaling pathway; regulation of hormone secretion
Cellular component (GO): secretory granule
Molecular function (GO): enzyme regulator activity
Source: RefSeq, a predicted model, not a curated record